AUGAUCUGCCGCUGCCGAGAACCGAUUGGAGCCGCCGCCGGCGCUGGCCAGCCUCCCCACCGAUGUGCACGCCGGGUCGCCGCUCCCGCUCCCGCAGCCGAGCAUAGCAGCAGCGGUGGAGCCCCAGCCGCCACCACGUUCCUCCUGCUCUCCGGCAAGUCCGCCCAGGACCAGCAGCUCCUCGCCUCCGCCGCCGGCGAGCUCUCUCUGGCGGAGGAGGGCGGGGGCGAGCUCGCCGUCUCCCUCGCGCUCGACGCCAGCGGGGACGCGGGCUACGAUGCGGCCGCCUACAUGGGCGCGCUCCAGGCGGCGCUUCGGGAGGUGGAUGCGUUGGUCGCCGCGGAUGGCAUCCACGCACGACCUCGUGAUACAGAACUUCGCCAAACUUCCGGUGGGCGUCGUGUGCGCCACAUGCAUGCAGUUCAAAGGCAGAGGUGCGUCAAAUAUGUAUGCCAAUUGGUGCUUGUUUUUGUUGUCCCUUUUAGUGUGUAUCUCUGAUGAUCUUUCAAUCUCGGUGAUCAAUGUCUGUCACUUUGGUGGGGAGAUGAAUUGUGCU
Messenger RNA from Triticum aestivum (bread wheat), 556 nucleotides. RefSeq lists its product as uncharacterized. NCBI's taxonomy places the organism in Eukaryota, Viridiplantae, Streptophyta, Magnoliopsida, Poales, Poaceae. The record is from RefSeq and is a predicted model, not a curated record. The coding region runs from base 1 to 498 and encodes 165 amino acids. The transcript is spliced from 2 exons.